Molecule: messenger RNA, 2342 nt
Organism: Prosopis cineraria
Lineage: Eukaryota; Viridiplantae; Streptophyta; Magnoliopsida; Fabales; Fabaceae
Exons: 15
Coding region: 187-2157 (656 amino acids)
Biological process (GO): activation of GTPase activity
Molecular function (GO): GTPase activator activity
Source: RefSeq, a predicted model, not a curated record
UUAUUUUGCCUCUCCUGAAAAUCGAAAGGUGACGAUUCCAGGAAAUUGCUUACAUCCCCGCGACGAAACUAACAACGUGCGGGGUUUCCUUCCUCUUUCUGUUAUUCUUCCCGCAAAUCGGAUUUUCCUUUGUCGCGAAGUCGACUCUCUUUCUCUUGAUUGUUUUCCCUACCUGCAAUUCCGCCGAUGCAAGAAACAGAACUUCACGAUUUGUCCGACGACGCCGAUUACGCUGCGUCGCAGCAACAGGCAUCAUCCAGCAUAUUGCUGCGGAGCGACAGUAGUAAACAGAGCUCAAAUAGUGAGCCAGACAGCGCCCAGCUAGUUUUUACGAAGGACAAUGUCGCAAUUCAUCCGACUCAAUUUGCUUCCGAAAGGAUUAGUGGAAGACUGAAGUUGAUUAAGCAAGGCUCUUCUCUGUUUAUGUCAUGGAUACCUUAUACAGCGAACAAUUCGAAUGCCAUGCUGUCUGAGAAAGACAGAAACCUUUACACCAUAAGGGCGGUGCCCUUUACUGACAUCAGGUCCAUUCGAAGACAUACUCCUCCACUUGGGUGGCAAUACAUCAUUGCUGUUUUGUCAUCAGGACUUGCAUACCCACCUCUGUACUUUUACAAUGGAGGAGUCAGAGAAUUUCUUGCUACAAUAAAGCAACAUGUUCUUCUUGUAAGAUCUGCAGAAGACACGAAUGUGUUCAUUGUGAAUGAUUUAAAGAAUCCUCUGCAGAGGACAUUGUCGUCAUUGGAGAUGCCCAGGGCUGUUUCUAUUGCUUGUGAACCUUCAAAUAUAUCAGCUAAUGAGUCAACUUUGAAUGAGAACCAAGAGAGGAUUGAUAGCGGUGCCAGUGAUGGACAUGCUGCUGUUUCUCAAUAUCAUGGAAGAUCAAGACAUAGAGUUAAUGAUCCUGCCAGAGAUAUUUCUAUUCAAGUUUUGGAGAAGUUCUCUCUUGUGACCAAAUUUGCCCGUGAGACAACUUCACAACUCUUCAGUGAUCAGAGUAAUGGAUUUGGUGCCAUUGAGAGAAGUUUUGAUGAGACUCCUUUUGAUCAUCACAACAAGUCUUCCAGUAUAGGAGAAAAAAUUCCUGAUGAAAGUCCUGUUCCCUCAGAUCCUCUGGAGUUUGAUAAAUUAUCACAAGUAUGGGGAAAACCACGGCAACUGCCUUUAGGUUAUGAUGAGUGGGUUGGGUUCUUGGAUUCUGAAGGGCGAGUAACAGAUUCAGAAGCUUUAAGAAGGAGAAUAUUUUAUGGAGGACUUGACCAUGAGUUGCGGAAUGAGGUUUGGGGAUUUCUGUUGGGGUACUAUUCAUAUGAUUCAACAUAUGCUGAGAGGGAAUAUCUGAAGUCAGUCAAGAAGUCGGAGUACGAGACUAUAAAGAGCCAGUGGCAGAGUAUCCUCCCAGCACAGGCUAGAAGAUUCACAAAAUUCAGAGAGAGGAAAGGCCUAAUUGACAAAGAUGUGGUGAGGACUGACAGAAUUCUUGCUUUCUAUGAUGGGGAUGAUAAUCCAAAUGUGAAUGUUCUACGGGAUAUCCUGUUGACUUAUUCAUUCUACAACUUUGACCUCGGUUAUUGUCAGGGUAUGAGUGAUCUUCUUUCCCCGAUAUAUUUUGUAAUGGGUGACGAAUCAGAGGCAUUUUGGUGUUUCGUAGCGCUUAUGGAGCGUCUUGGACCCAACUUCAAUCGUGAUCAAAAUGGCAUGCAUUCUCAACUUUUUGCAUUAUCUAAGUUGGUAGAGUUACUGGAUAGUCCAUUGCAUAAAUAUUUUGAGCAGCAUGACUGCUUGAAUUAUUUCUUUUGUUUCCGCUGGGUAUUGAUUCAAUUUAAAAGGGAGCUUGAGUUCGAGAGUACAAUGCGUUUAUGGGAGGUAUUAUGGACACAUUAUCCAUGUGAGCAUCUGCACCUGUAUAUGUGUGUGGCAAUCCUGAAACGAUACCGCAGUAAAAUAAUGGGGGAGAAGAUGGAUUUUGACACGCUUUUGAAGUUUAUAAAUGAGCUGAGUGGUCAGAUUGACAUUGAUUCAAACAUCAUGGAUGCAGAGGCUCUUUGUGUAUGGGCUGGGGAAGAUGGCGCCGCUCGAAUACCUCCUGGAACCCCACCUUCGUUGCCUAUAGACGAUGUUUCAUUGUACUCUCAACUAGAAGAUGAAGUGCCAUAGAGGAUGAUUAUUCCCGUAUCGUUCUUUUGUUAAACACAGUUUAUAUUUUUUAUUUUUUGGUCAAGAGAUUAUGUUAGCUAAUCAAUUGCAUUUGGCAAUGACAUGACAUCGGUGUGUGGCAGGCAUCAUUUUACGUGUAUUUUUCGGUAUUAGUGUCUAUUUGUUAGUUGACUGUCAGGUGUAAA